AUGUAUUGGCUACACCCUUUUGUCCUUCGCCCUCAUUGCACAUACCCGGCCUCAUUACACCCCCCUUGGUGCCAAAUUUUUCAGCCUGAGCUGCCGCCCUCGAAGUGUGCUCGAGAUCGUUCAGUCGAAUCGUUUUCGUCCUGUUCCUCUGGCUCCUCGAGGUCCUCGAGGUCCUCCAAGCCCUCCAAAUCCUCAUCCUCUUCCGGAUCCAACUUGCCCCGAUCAUCGGUCUCCCCUUCCACGCUCAGUAGCGAGAGUCGAAGAAAGAAGAAAGUUUCUAGAAGUCAUAAGGAAAGUUACCCAAAGCGGCAUCAUCACCACCAUCAUCAUCGACGUCGCCGACAGACUGUGGCCAAGACACCUAGACAUGGUCACGAGACCAAGCAAUCAAAUCCUGUUAUGAUAUCGGUCGAACCAUUCUCUGUUCAGGAUGGAGUGACCUAUGUCAGUCCUGCUUCUGGCUCUGCACCUAGUCCAAGUCAUGGACAGAGCUCUCUUGAUGCGGUUGAUUCGAUACCUUCCUCCAUCCUUCCUCCCACUUCGCUUCCCUAUCUUCCCUCUAAAGAUCCCAAUACCACUAUGAAUGGUAACUCUUCGCUAUUGCUCGGGCAGCCACGCAGCUAUGGAGGUCCCAAUAAGGAUGAAAGGUCCAGUCUGACUACUAGCUCUAGUGGGCUCGUCUCUACAUCAACAUCAACAUCGGCCUCUGUUCGCCGUCCGGGCAACGGAGCUCACCAUCGACCUGGCCGGCACUCACGAUCCAAGUCCGGUUCCCGAUCAUUGUCACGGGCCCGAUCACGAUCCCUUUCAGAGUCAAGGUCGCCUCGUCCCUCACAGACGACUACCUGUUCUACUAGCUUGCGCGGCGGGCAUCGACAUCGCCACCGCAAAUCCGGCUCUUAUCGGAGAUCCAGAUCCAACUCCCGUUCUACUUUUUCUGCAACACGAUCUAUGGGGACGCUUUCAGGCACUAGAUUAACCAGUGGCAGUUUUGGUAGUAGUAGUUACUAUGCGCGCCGACAUGGAGGUCGCGGCGGUGGCACGAGUCUUUCUACAACUAGCUGGAGCACUAGUCGGCGGCGCCGAAGAAGACGCGGAAGUUCUUUUGGAUCCUCAAGUCGGUCUUCAUCACAGUCUUCACGCCCGUCGCCGCGGUCAUCUCUAUCGACUACUAGUCGACGUAGCCGCCGCCGAGCUUUAUAUGGUGAAAGCAGUACAACACAUACAGGCAGCAGCGACCGAAGGCCGGCUCAUGCUGUUGGAUAUAUUCGAAGAGAGAUGGCUGAGACAGCAAAGCUACGCUCUGCCUCAUAUACAUCUUCUGCCAGCUCUUACUCUAGAACUUAG
Molecule: messenger RNA, 1347 nt
Organism: Protopolystoma xenopodis
Lineage: Eukaryota; Metazoa; Platyhelminthes; Monogenea; Polystomatidea; Polystomatidae
Source: the annotation of a GenBank genome assembly